ACGCGGAUGAACGGAUCCGGAAAUUAGGAGGCGAACGAUCGGCCAAGAAUUUCGAUUUUUUCACAUUCGAACAACGUAUAUAUACACACGCUCGGUAAAAGCGUUAGCCGCUUUGCCAGCGCGACGGUUUUCCGACCAUGGGGAAAGUUCUUAUUCUAUGUAUCAACGGAGAGAUUACAUACGGCGGCCACACACCCGCUAUACAAAUGUCGUGUCAGUCAUCGUCGUCGGUCGUCGUCGUCGUCGUCAUGACUGACGGCUGUCAAAAAGCGACGCAAAGCUUGUGUUUUUUAUCGUACUUCGUCUGUCAUGGCGACGAGAGGAGAAUCUCGUUCGUAGUAUCUUUGAGGCGAUAUCGUGCGCACCGGCAGCGGUGCUUAUUCGGGCAUGAACGAUCGAUCCUCUCUCGAUAAAACCGGUACAGCAUCGAGAAAACAGAGAGUCGCGCGUCUUGGGAUAAUGGACUGUACGAGCGGUCCUGGUUGUCGUAUUAAAGUGAAAAAAAUAUCGCGCAAUCGCGUUACGACAACGUCACAGACGACGACAACAACAACGACCGCCGUCAACGGUUCGAGAGUGAAACAGCCAAGCGCGAGGAGAAAACAGAACGCGAGGUCAAGGAAAUGCAUCUGUUCCCCGUCCAAUUAUGCUCUUGUCGAAUUUCCCUCCGUCUGGUCGGAACUCAGGGCAAAUCAGCAACUUUGCGAUGGAGCGGUGAGAUGCGGGAUGGACCAAGUGUUUCCGGUGCAUCGCGUUAUUCUCUCAGCCGUGAGUCCCUAUUUCAAAGCGUUAUUUACGAGUUGCUUGAAAGGUGGAAAGAGCGAAAUAAACGAAGUGUCGAUAAGCACCGUAAGCGCCGAUAUUUUUCGCCUCAUACUCGAUUACGCGUACACCGGUACUUGCAAAGUGACGGCUGAAAACGUUGAACAACUUUUGCCGGUUGCCGAUCAAUUCGAGGUUCUGGGAGUCGUACAGCUCUGCUGUAGAUUUUUGCUUCAAGAGCUCCGGCCCGAUAACUGUCUGGGAAUUUUCAAAUUCGCUCGCCACUACUUUUGUCGUGAUCUCGCGGAAAGAGGGCGCAAGUUCAUUUGUCACAAUUUGAAGCAAAUUGUUAACGAGAGCGAAGAAUUCAAGGAUUUGGAGGGAGAGGAGCUGGCAACGAUACUGCGGGACGACGAGCUGAACGUGAGGAACGAAGAGACCGUUUUCGAAGCUGUGAAAAGCUGGAUCGAGGCCGGACCGAAAGAGCGCGAGAGUCAUUUGGUGCGACUCCUCGAGUGCGUCAGAUUCGGCCUGAUGAGUUACAAAUAUUUUACCCACAACGUACUCGCGUGGAAGUGCAUCAGCGAUAACGACGAGUGUCAUAAAAAAAUACUUUUUCCGGCAAAUUCGUAUCUCGCCGAUCAGGAACACCGACAGAAAAAAGCUUCGAUCGGUCCGAACGAAAUUGAUCUGAGAAAUCCGCUGACCAGACCGAGAAUCCCGUACGAAAUAUUGUUCGCCGUUGGCGGGUGGAUCGCCGAGUCACCGACCAGUUUCGUCGAAAUUUACGACACGAGGUAUAUCCUCAAAUUCGCAUUAUGUAUUUCCCAGUUACCGCGCUGUAUACGUAUAUAUGGAAAAAUUAUUGCCGCGCGCAGGGCGGACAAGUGGUUUUUGUCGUCAAACACCGACUCGACUCCGCGCUCCUAUCACGGGAUGUGCGCAUUGAACAAUCUCAUUUACAUAAUCGGUGGUUUCAACGGAAACGAGCACUUUAACACGGUACGUUGCUUCGAUCCGGUGAGCAAGGAUUGGCGCGAAAGAGCCUGCAUGUAUCACGCCCGUUGUUACGUCAGCGUUUGUACUCACGCCGGAAUGAUUUACGCCCUCGGGGGAUUCAACGGACGAACGAGAAUGAGCUCCGGGGAACGUUACGAUCCCCAGAGAAAUCAAUGGGAAAUGAUACCGUCGAUGCACACCCAACGCUCGGACGCCGGUGCAGCUUCUCUCAACGACAAAAUUUACAUCGUCGGAGGCUUCAACGGGAUCCAAGUUUUUUCCUCUGCCGAGGUUUUCGACGUCGAGGCCAAUCAGUGGAGUUACAUUCGAUCGAUGUCCGAUCCCCGUACCGGAGUUUCUCUCGUCGCUUUUAGAAACAGCCUCUACGCCCUCGGAGGCUUCGACGGGACGACCAGACUCUCCUCAGGCGAACGUUACAGCCCGCAUCAGGACGUUUGGCACAGUAUUUCGGAGAUGUGUUGUCCGCGCAGUAACUUUGCAACGGUCGUGCUGGACGACAUGAUUUUCGUCGUCGGAGGCUUCAACGGUUCGGAGCCAAUCGCUUACGUGGAGUGUUACGAUCCUGAGAGCAACGAGUGGUACGACGCCUCGCCGAUGAAUCUCAACAGGAGCGCCCUCGGUGCGUGCGUCAUAGCGGGCCUGGAGAAUGCCCGGGAAUAUUCGUAUCUCAACAGGGCUCGGAGCAACGGACAGCCGCGUACGAAUUCGAGGAACGGAGCCAACAAAAAUCACCGAUACGGCAAUACCUCCGAGGGGCGUUACACGGACGAGCGGGGCGAGCUCGGAGGACGUUGAAAAUAAACGAAAAUACUCGAUACGGAUUUGUCUUAAACGCAAAAAAAACAAAUCAAUCCGGCGGCGAUGUUUUUCGUUAUGAUUGCGACGUUCCGCUAAUUUUUUUUUUUUUUUUUUUUUUUUCUUUUUAUUCGUUGCAAACAGAUUUGCAAACCGACAAAAAAGAGCUUGAAAAAUUGUUUUUACCACCUUUUUCAGAUACAUUUCCUAGCGAAUCUUUUUUUUAACUCUCCAACUUCCGCGGAACUCUUUUGAUCGACGGGCAACGGGCGGCUCACGGAAGGAACACUUUUAGCCACGGGGCGGGGCUUUUCCUAUUCAUAUUUUUUCUAUUUCUUUUUCUUUUUCAAAAUCUCGCAACGAACACGCGCCCACCAAAUGUCGCGAGGGCUUGUUUUUGUCGGAAUCGUAUAAACCAAGCGCGAAUGCAAGAAAAUAAAUUAUUACAUUUUUUUUCUAACACGAUUGACGUUGUACUCGAAAAUUUUCAAGAUCCUGUAACAACGACUUGGCAAAUAAUAUGGAUCAUGAAAAAAAUCUCAUUCAUUCUCGCAUUCAUUUCCGCCACAAAAGGUUUCAACAAUUCGGCCGUGUAAAAUGGAAAGAGCUGGACGGCGGAAGAGGGAGAGGAAAACCGAAAAUCGGAUUAAUCGAAAUUCUUUUUGAUGUAAUUAAUAAUAAUUACGAUUUGUUUUAUUAAUCUAUUUCACACACAUA
Venturia canescens is the source of this 3294-nucleotide messenger RNA. RefSeq names its product kelch-like protein 10. NCBI's taxonomy places the organism in Eukaryota, Metazoa, Arthropoda, Insecta, Hymenoptera, Ichneumonidae. The record is from RefSeq and is a predicted model, not a curated record. The transcript is spliced from 6 exons. Bases 388 to 2577 code for a protein of 729 amino acids. Gene Ontology annotation, molecular function: protein binding.